This is a messenger RNA of Chelmon rostratus (copperband butterflyfish), 3412 nucleotides long. RefSeq names its product pyroglutamyl-peptidase 1-like. The record is from RefSeq and is a predicted model, not a curated record. Gene Ontology annotation, molecular function: pyroglutamyl-peptidase activity. Gene Ontology annotation, cellular component: cytosol. NCBI's taxonomy places the organism in Eukaryota, Metazoa, Chordata, Actinopteri, Chaetodontiformes, Chaetodontidae. The transcript is spliced from 5 exons. Gene Ontology annotation, biological process: proteolysis. Bases 119 to 751 code for a protein of 210 amino acids.
UAUUUGUGUCUGGCAGAAGGAGCCGUCAGCUGUGGAGUGUACUGACUAACCUCACGGUCCUGGUUCAAAACUGAAGACCGGAGUGAAAAGCAACGGACCCCCUUUAACUGGACGGGAGAUGGAUAACAGUAAACGGACUGUGGUCGUUACAGGUUUUGGGCCAUUUGGAGAGCAUACGGUCAACGCUAGCUGGGUAGCAGUACAGGAACUGAAGAAGCUCGGACUGGGCAAUGAAGUGGACUUGCAUGUAUCUGAGGUUCCUGUAGAGUAUCAGACAGUCCAGAGUUUGGUUCCUUCAUUAUGGAAGCAGUAUCGUCCACUGCUGGUAGUUCAUGUUGGAGUGUCAGGUAUGGCCACCACUGUCACGCUGGAAAAGUGUGGCAGAAAUCACGGCUACAAGGGCUUGGACAACAGCAGCUUCUGUCCUGAUUCGCAGUGUUGCAUUGUAGGAGGCCCGGACUGUAUCGACUCAGUUAUUGACAUGGAAUCAGUUUGCAAGAGAGUGACGGCCUCGGGGCUCGGGGUAGCUGUGUCCGUCUCCAAAGAUGCCGGAAGGUAUCUCUGUGACUUCACCUACUACACGUCUCUGUACCUGAGCCACGGUCGCUCUGCCUUCGUUCAUGUGCCUCCUCUUGGAAAGCCUUACAGCGGGGAAGACCUGGGCCGUGCACUGCAGGCCAUCAUCCGGGAAAUGCUGGAGCUUCUGGACCAGGCCGAGGAGAAAAUCCACUGCCAGCAGCACUUCCACUAAGUGACCUCCAGAUGCCAACCAGCCUCUCCAGCCUUCACCACACAAGAGAAAUUGCACUUAACCACAAGUAGCCAAACUUCUUUUUUUGUUUGUUUUUUUUCAUGUCGUCCUCACUUGGACAAAUGAAAACUUUGCUGUGUAGGAUCUUUUCAGUGUUUGUUUCUCUUGUUUUAGGUUUUUGCUUCAUGUUUUGCUAGGCCUGAUUCAGUUAUGUUUUAAUGUUUCCUGAUGGUGAAAAGGUAAAAUUGAGGUCUCAAGACAACCCUCAAUCACGCUGUAACGUCAGUUUUUGUCCCACUUCCAACGAUCAUGAAACAUUCUGAAUUUGCAGUUUUUGAAACUGUAUGUGAAAAACGUGUUCACUAAGAAAACACAGAAGCAAAGUGCAGCUCAUACUUGUUUAUAUGCAGGGGGUCUGUAAUGUGGUAUAUUGCAACCUAUAACUCCAAAUGUGACUUCUAUUCAUGCACCUUAUAGAGUUAGGGUUAUUGAAGUGGUUAUAGAAGUCAUAUUUGGGGAAACUGUGAAAGUACUCUACAGUAUUUAACCCUCAUAAAGCUUCAUCCUCAAUUUUUGAAUUUCACUUAUGUCACAAUAUGUUUCAGUCAAUGCACCUCAGUGUCUAUAACUGAUUAAUGUACAUGAGACAUUAAGGUUUAAGUAGAAAUGUUUAGCUGUUAACUGUGUUUGCUUAUUUCUGUUUCCUUUUAACUACGUUCUAACUGUGCUGUUUCACACUUGAUGCUUUACUGUUUCUCGAGUCCUUUUUCUUUAUAAGAAGUUGUAAAUUUGCCUUCUUUUACAAAGGUUAUUUAAAUCAGGGAACGGGUUGGUUCCAGCUCAUAUUCCCCCAGUUUGUCAGCCCAAUUCUGACACAAAACCCCCAAAAUCCACCCCCCUGAGAUCUGGCCCCAGGCUGUGCAAUGUUAUUUGACAGAUCUCAAGUCCAUUGAUGUAGUUUUAGGUCUGUUAGAAUUCUAUUAUGGCUGCACAAUACUUUGAGAAAAUAUUGAACAGUGCAAUUAUUACUACAAUAAUUUUCAGAUUGCUUUAAACCAAGUUCCAUGUUGUAAAUCUUAAUUAUAACCAUUCAAAUUAUUUUCAAGUAACUGAACAAAUAGUAGCUCUUUCUCUCCUCUCCUUUUUUUAAACUUAAACUGUGAACAAAACCUGCAAUUCGUUUUUUACAGUUUGCAAAAUUCAAGACCAAAUUACAGAAUCCCAAGUUCUUUUUUCUGCGGUUGUGCAGCCCUCGUUGUUAUUUCUUGAUGAAAGCUUUCUGUCGUUCCCUUCAUUGAAUCAGAUAUAGCUGCUUAUUUUAUUUGAGGAUUUGAUUUGAUGAAGUUGGACUCUCAGUUCAGUCAGAGUUGGGCCUUGACUUUUAUUUCUGUAGCACUUUCUCUUUUUUUUCCCCAUUUGUACUUAAUCUGGAAUGUGGACAGCAUUUUUAGCUAUGUGAAUGCUUGCAUUUUAUAUUUUUGUUUUCAGUCACUUUGACAUGAAAUAUGUAGCUUUCCAGAAAUACACAUAUCCAUUUUUAUCCUCACCUGUAAUUAUAUUAUAUUUGUGAGUUAUGCUUUAUAGGUAAGUCAUGCUUUAUUUUACUGAGCUUUGGUUUGUUCUGACCGGUUAAACAAACUGCAGCAGGUUCUGUCACUGUGUUUGUGAUGGUGACACCAGGUGUAAAUGUUCUGUUUUUUUAAAUGGCAUAUCUUCUGCUUCCGUGUGUAGACCAGCAUUUCCCUGCCUGCUGAGUUGUCAGGACGGCCAUGCUGCUAGUCAUCAGUUUUGGUAGAAAUUUUUAACAUUGACUGAACUAUAUUCUGUUUCAGUACCCUGUGUGUAAGCAGAAAAAACGUGUAUCUGUGGGAAACAUGGAUAUAGUUGUAAACUGUCAUAGCUUGUCUUAGGAAACUAACUGAACAUUGUGCUUGGCGUUACAGCAGUAGUGGUCUCAUGGUCUUGUAGUUUUUUCUACCUGAGUCAAACAACUUAGUGCCAGUGAAUUUAAGUAAACUUCUGUUAUAUUUAACAGUGUGUGUCAUUUUGAUUGCUAUUCAGUAAAGUGGUUUGUACCACAGAGUAGCAUCCCGGUGCACUGAGCUGAACAGAGAACCUCUUCUCAGACCUACAUUUUGUCUUACCAUUUGUCCACUUGCAUCUUGGUUGUGGUUAAAUCUCUUGUGACAUUGUUGAAAUGAUGGGCAGGUUUUAGUUCUGAGUUUGUAGGUGCUGAUAUUUUACUGUGUGGCUUUGUGAGUCCUGAGAAUGAAAGGGUCAUGGAGGAGCUGCCCCUAAAAUGUUGCUCAUAAAAGUGAAAAGCCUCAAGUUUACAUAUGAGGUGACCUCUGACCCUGACUCUUUCCUGUGCCUUGCUGUUGUUUAUGUGUGUUUAUGAAAAGGCCUUAAAAAUGCUCAACGGGUCAGUUCAAAGAUAUAUUACUGAUGCUGUCCAGUCAGAUGUGUGGCUACCUCAACAAUACUUUUUUAUCUCAGUGUGUGCUCUGUUGUACAAUAACAGUAUGGCUCUGUGAUUUAUCGUGAGUUUCUCUGUUUAGGGAGAAUCUUCUGAGGUCUCCUUCUGCUUCUGACAUUAACAAAGCACUGUUACAACAAGUGAUCUUGGCUUUGUAAAAGGAAAGGCUUUGAAAUAAAGAGAAU